UUGCCUUUGGUCACACUAAGUUGGGCGUACAUAAGACAAAUUGCAAGUAAAUAAUAGAAGCAUUUAGAAAAGUUGCAAACAAAAAAUGGCACAAGUAAAGGCAACGCAGCCGAAAUUCUUGUCCCCCAUCGAUGGCAGCCCCGCAUCCCCCUCCAGCGGAGCAGUCGCUGGAAAUACAAACAGUUAUGUUGCUACCGCCAGCGGAAAUCCAUUUGAGACUUUGGAGGAGGAGGAAAUCUUCAGCAAACGCAAAAUGACAUUAAAUGUGCCCAGCAACAGCAGCGGCGACUUGCAGCAUUUAGUUGUCGCUAAAAACUGGCUUGUCUGUCUGCUGACUGCACAGGGUCGUUAUCACCUGCUGCGCUUCUUUUUGCCGAGGGCAAUUCCACCAGGGCAGCUUGCGUUGGAGAAAUAUCUGACUGGCUAUAAGAUCAGCAACAUUUUCCUGGACCCAACGGGCCAUCAUCUGAUUAUAUCGCUAUUGCCGAAAUCCGCCGGAGUCUCCGCCGAUUUCCUGUACGUGCACUGCACGGAGACACCGAAGGCACAGCAAUUGAAAGUGCGCCGAAUUGAGAAGUUCAAGGAUCACGAGAUCACCGCAGUUGCCUUUAACACGUAUCACGGCAAUGAGUCGACGACCGGAUCCGUCCUAUUGGGCACCAGUCGAGGAUUGAUCUUUGAGACGGAACUGGGGGCAACGAUCGAUACACAGCGGAAGCAACUCUAUGAUCUGGGAUUGGGUCUCACCAAAUAUCCGAUCAAUGGACUCGAAGUGCUCCGAGUGCCCAACAGCAAUCGCUGGAUAAUCGUUUCUGCCACUCCUGAUGUCAUUUACUCCUUCGAGGGCACUCUCCGGCCGGAGGAGCGCUCUCUCCAGCCCCUCUUCACCAGCUAUGUGAAUGGCGAACGGGAACCCAACUGUGAAAAACAAAUGACGGACUUAUCCUACUCCAUGCUCCGAUUCUUCGCCCCUCCCAAUAGCAAAUAUCCUAAACAGUGGGCGUGGCUCUGUGGUGCUGGAAUCCGUAUAGGCGAGCUGUCAAUAGAUGCGAAUAGUAAUGCCACACUUUUGGGUGAUACAUUAAUUAAUCUGGAUUUCGAGAAAGUCAAACAUCUGUCCUACGAGGAGCGACGUAUAAAUGUUCCCAAGUCAUUUGUGCUUACGGAAUAUCAUGCCGUACUGCUCUACGCGGAUCAUAUUAAGGCUGUGUGUCUGCUUAAUCAGGAACAAGUCUAUCAUGAAGUAUUUGACGAAGUGCGAGUUGGAAAACUCUUGAAUAUAGAGCGCGAUGUCGCUACCGGAUCUAUAUAUGUUUACACGGAUAAAGCCAUGUUCACACUGAAAAUCACACGAGAGGAGCGGAACAUUUGGCGGAUCUAUUUAAAUAAGGGUCAGUAUGAAUUGGCUACGGCACAUGCAGCCGAAGUUCCGGAAAAUCUGCAAUUGGUGCUGGCCCAACGGGCAGAUGCGGCCUUUAAGGACGGAGCCUACGAAGUAGCCGCCAAUUAUUAUGCGGAAACCGAAGAGACCUUUGAGAAAGUGUGCCUGAAAUUCAUGAUCCUGACAGAUAAACGCCCGAUCAUUAACUAUGUUAUGAAACGAUUAAGCAAAUUAACGAUGGGAGGAGUUGAAACCACGACGGGGACGGGGAAUGUGGCGGCGAAUACGGAGGAAAAUCAGGAAGCGGAUGCGGUUAAAUCGGGAAUCGUUAAGGCGUUGAUCAUCUGGCUGAUCGAUCUGUAUCUGACGCAAAUUAAUUUGCCUGGCAAGGAUAAAGCAUGGCGUGAAUCCUGGCAGUUGGAGUACGACGAAUUCAUGCAUGAACCAGCGGUGCUUUCAUGCACAAGUCGGCACCGCACUGCAGUGCAACAAUUGAUCGGUCAACAUGCCGAUCCGCAUAAUUUGGCACAAUUUGCGAUAUCGAUAAGUGAUUAUGAGGAGGUGAUUGGACAGCAAUUAAAAGCUGAUCGCUAUGCGGAAGCCUUACAAACAUUAACCAAACAGCGGGAUCUGAAUUUAUACUAUAAAUAUGCACCUCAAUUAAUGGAGCAUCUGCCAAAGCCAACAAUUGAUGCUCUGAUGGCACAGGGAUCCAAACUGGAGGUGGCCAAAGUGGUGCCCACUCUGGUGGUGAUGGAUACAGAGGAGCAGAGGGAACAGGUGAUGCGGUAUCUGGAAUUUGCAGUGUAUAAGUUGAAUACAACCAACGAUGCCAUACAUAAUUUCCUCUUACAUAUCUAUGCUAAAUAUGAGCCAAAGUUGCUGAUGAUAUAUCUGGAGAAUCAAGGACGGGAUGAAUCCUUAGUGCACUAUGACAUACACUAUGCCUUGAAGGUCUGCACCGAACUGAAUGUGAAGGUCGCGUGUGUUUUCUUACAGUGUAUGCUGUGCAUGUGGACAACGGCUGUCGAUUUGGCGCUUCAAUUUGACAUGCAACUGGCAAAGCAGACGGCACAGAAGCCACAGGAUGAGGAGACAAAACGUAUUCUAUGGCUACGAAUUGCCUAUCAUGAUAUUAAGGGCACCAAUGAUGUGAAAAAGGCGCUGAGUCUGCUGGAUGAAUGCAAAUUGUUGCGUAUUGAGGAUCUCUUACCAUUCUUCUCCGACUUUGAGAAGAUUGAUAACUUCAAGGAGGCCAUUUGCAAAGCACUACAAGAAUACAAUGAACGCAUACAGUCGCUGCAUAAAGAGAUGUCCGAGUCCAGAGAACACUCGGAAGUUGUCUGCAAGGAACUGCGUCAAUUAAGGUCACAUAAUAUUGGAAUCGAGUCAUCGAGUGUGUGUGACAUCUGUGAUUUGAUACUGCUGGCUAAGCCAUUUUUUGUGUUCAUUUGUGGCCAUAAGUUCCAUAGUGACUGCUUGGAGAAACAGGUGAUUCCCAUAUUAAGCAAAGAACGAAGUCGAUUAACAAUGCUAAAACAGGAAAUGGAGACUUUAAUGGCACAGACAAUCGCAUUAGCGACUCACACACCUGAACAGCAGAAAAAACGAUCCGAUCUCAAGACGGAAAUCGAGGAAAUACUCGCUGCCGAUUGCUUCUACUGUGGUCUCUUAAUCGAGACCAUUGAUCAGCCUUUUGUGGACGACUGGGAUCAAGUGAAUGUCGAGUGGGAAUAGCAGAUAACAUACUAUACAAUGUAAAUAUUUAGAAUUUAUAACAAAUAUGUGUACCAUCUAGAUUUAAUAAUUAUAUUACUCAG
Molecule: messenger RNA, 3201 nt
Organism: Drosophila innubila
Lineage: Eukaryota; Metazoa; Arthropoda; Insecta; Diptera; Drosophilidae
Gene: dor
Product: vacuolar protein sorting-associated protein 18 homolog
Exons: 7
Coding region: 86-3118 (1010 amino acids)
Biological process (GO): intracellular protein transport; lysosome organization; organelle fusion
Cellular component (GO): HOPS complex; endosome
Molecular function (GO): protein-macromolecule adaptor activity
Source: RefSeq, a predicted model, not a curated record